Molecule: messenger RNA, 1134 nt
Organism: Fraxinus pennsylvanica
Lineage: Eukaryota; Viridiplantae; Streptophyta; Magnoliopsida; Lamiales; Oleaceae
Source: the annotation of a GenBank genome assembly
AUGAUCGCCGGCAAGCGGAGUAUUCCGAUCCACCAACGCCGGCGACUUAGCCUUGGUGGAGUCUCAAACUCCAAGGACUCUGCAGAAGACUUCUUCUCCGAUGAGUCUGAUGUAUCAGAGAAAUUGGGGAGACUCUCAAUUGAAUCAGCAAAACAGGGGAGAAGUGGACUGGAUGAUCUAUUGUUAUCAACUGAUGGCGGAAAGCAUGACUACGAUUGUUCCCCUCCGAUGGUUGGGACAAUUGCAUCAUAUCAAUAUCAAACUUGUUCCUUUUAUGUUAAUCGGAGACCUUCAGCCUCAGGAGGACGUACUCUUGCAAGGCAGAAUCUUGCUUCAGUUUCCCGCCCGAGCUCCCCUGGUCCACGAGUUCGGCCUCAACCACAGCCUAUUGUACCCCCAGAUUUUCCACUUGAAACACCCCCAAACCUGCGAACAACUUUACCAGACAGGCCCCCAUCUGCCGGUAGGUCAAGGCCUGGUGCAGCUCUUACUUUGAAAGGGAAUACCGAGACAACAAGUUCUACCACUUUUCCAAGGAGACAGCCAUCACCCAUGGUUGUCCGGGGAAGAAUCACGGAAUCCAUUGGAAGGGGUCGGAUGCAUGCAAAUGGGCAGCUCAGUGAUCAUACAAUUGACUCUCGCAGAGAGUUAUCAGCUCGAAAACCUGUGAAUAUAUCAACAGAAAGCACUGGAUUUGGCCGGAAUAUUUCAAAAAAAUCUCUAGAUGUGGCUAUCAGAAAUAUGGAUAUAAAAAAUGGUGCCAACAGUGCUCGUCCCCUCACAGGCUCAAACCUUUACCCUCAAAGUAUUCGAUCUACUAACCGGAAAAGCCAAUCCAGUCACUCGACAAGUGCAGCAGUAUCUGUCAAUGGAACCCUGCCUUUCGGCAAGCAUGGCGCCACUGCAGAAAACAGGAAUUCCAUUAACAGGUCUACCGUAAGUGGAAAUGAAGAUGACAAAUCUUCAGCUAAACUAUCAAAUGCCGAUAUUUACGAAAGCUCCCGUUAUGACAUUCUCCUCAAAGAGGAUUUGAAGAACACCAAUUGGCUUCACAGUGUGGAAGACAAGUCUGACCAAGAACCAAUUUUUGAUAAUGGACUAGAACCACUACCAGAACCUUUUAGCCCUUUAUAA